Ziziphus jujuba (common jujube) is the source of this 1426-nucleotide messenger RNA. Its product is annotated as BURP domain protein USPL1. Lineage: Eukaryota; Viridiplantae; Streptophyta; Magnoliopsida; Rosales; Rhamnaceae. Bases 173 to 1162 code for a protein of 329 amino acids. The record is from RefSeq and is a predicted model, not a curated record. The transcript has 2 exons.
AAAAUGAUGUCAAUUAUGAGAAUUAAUAUGGAUAUAAUCAUUUAGAAAAAAGGCACAUACAAUUUUUUUAAUUUUUGUUUUUAAUUUGGUGGUAUAUAAUUAUGUAUUGUGAGUCUUCAUUUGCUUGUCAACAGGUAUUGUACCUUAUAUAUUUUUCUGCAACUUCUUCAAAAUGGAAAGGAUGAGCAGAAUCAGUAGGACUCCUAAUAAAGUAAGAGAAAUGGGUUUAGGACUUACUUCAUGUGCUCUCUUACUUCAUCUAUAUCUUGUCAUGUGUGCCAAAGGAAGUGAAUCUAAGCAGAUUAGAAGCGAAGACAACAAUAUCAUUAUUCAACUCCCUGGCAGUAAUGUUAAUCCCCAUAAGAAAUCUGAUGCUAUUCAUUUCCCACAACUCGGCAUGGUUCAUAAAUUUGAUCCUCAGGGACAUACUGAUAAUCAUCAUCAUCCAUCAAUAUCCCACAUGGAUCACAAAAUGGACCCUUCAGCAAUGCGUUUCUUCACCAUAGAAGACAUGUUCGUUGGGAAAAAGAUGCCUCUUUAUUUCCACAGGACAGAUCCUUCAAAUUCUCCACACUUUUUGCCCAGAGAUGAAGCUGAUUCGAUUCCUUUCUCAUCGAAACAACUUCCGGACCUUCUUCGACGUUUCGCUUUCUAUCCGGACUCUUCACAGGCCAAAUCCAUGGAAAGAUCACUCAGACAAUGUGAGGCUGAACCCAUGGAAGGAGAGACAAACUUCUGUGCUACAUCCUUAGAAUCGAUGCUUGACUAUAACCGCGGCGUUUUCGGAUUAAAUACGCCUUUCAGACUUGUAACCACUAUCUAUUUCUCCCAUACGGAUGUGAGUUUCCAGAAUUAUACAAUCUUGGAAGCUCCUAAACAGAUAUUGGCAACCAAAAUGGUGGCAUGCCAUUCCUUGCCAUACCCUUAUGCAGUAUUCUAUUGCCAUAGCCAGAAGAGUGAGAACAAGGUGUAUAAGGUUUUAAUUGGUGGUGACAAUGGGGAGAGGAUGGAAGCUGUUGCUGUUUGUCACAUGGACACGUCGCAGUGGAGCCGCGAUCAUGCGUCGUUUCGUGUGCUUGGGAUCGAGCGGGGGACUUCCCCUGUUUGCCAUUUCUUCCCUGCUGAUAAUCUCAUCUGGGUUCCAGCACUUGCUUCCAUUUAAUUAAAGUUAGGGAAAUAAGAAGACAGUUUGUGUCUACUACUAUAUAUAUAUAUAUAUAUAUAUGUGCGUGUUUGUGUGUGUGUGUGUGUGUGUGUGUGUGUGUGUCUAUAUAAACAAAAUACAGGAGUACUAAUACAUAAGUAAGCCAGAUGGAUUUGUGGUUUAGAUGCAUGCUUCUUUGUAAGCUUGCUAUUCAUAUAUAUUUCUUCAAUCAAACUGUUUGGUAUGCAGUGUUUUAUAUAUAUGUAUAAAAAGAAACUUAUA